Molecule: messenger RNA, 688 nt
Organism: Caenorhabditis auriculariae
Lineage: Eukaryota; Metazoa; Nematoda; Chromadorea; Rhabditida; Rhabditidae
Source: the annotation of a GenBank genome assembly
AUGAAGAACGGCGAGAGAGCGGAAAAACAAGUGCCGCCGGACGGAGCUGCACGGCGACUUGUCGUAAACAAAAUGCAACGAACGCCGGCGGCUGUAGUCCCUGCAGCUGACGUCGCGAUGAUCACGAUGAUGCAUCGCCGUUUUGCCCUCGGUGAUGAUGGACAGAUACGGGGACAUAUUGUUAUAAAGUCUUCAACGUGAAUGCUACUUUUCAAAAAAUGAUGUGUAAAGCAAAAAUGCAACUUUGGAGAAUGAAACAAAAAAUUUCACAUGUUGCUUUCUAAAAGAUUUCAAAAGUCUUCUAAAAAUUUGCUUGCUUUUUUUUAAAUCUAGUUACUCUUUCGAUUACUUUAGCUGUAACCUUUUCAAACAAAUAGAAAGGCAUCAAAAACAAAAAUAUACAUAGCAAGACAAAGUACAACAAGAAAAAUUAAACCGCAUCUUUAAAACUAGUUCUUACACAAUAUGACGCGAAAUGAAAUUGAAGGGUUUUCUUAAUCUUUUGUCUGACGAUUACUCAAUCUAGUUACCUGUUUCGCAGCAUGUGGUUUGAUUUCUUUGAAGAAGGCAUGAAAACUUAUGAAAGAUAGGAUUUUGCGCUGAAAAGCAUUCAGGCUUGCGCGAGGCCCGGCCCGUCAACCUCUCGGCCCCCCGGCCACUUUCCAAGCCCGGCCCGGCCCGGCCCUAG